GCGCUCGUCGUGUCCGUGUGUUUCGGCUUGCAGUGAAAAAUCAGUGGAGCAAUAUCACUUAACUUCAUCGGCAACCGAAGAGAUCGCCGGGAUAGAAAAGCAUGUGGUUUCCACUUAAAAUUAUUAAGAUAGCUUAAUAAAUUUACGUGUAACUUUCGGAAAAGGUGAUCUGCGGAUUUCAAUUGCACACACACUCGCUAGCCGAGAUACGGAUACACACACACAGAUACACAGAUACAGUGGCUCGAAGUGAAGUUCGGUUUUCACUGAAACAAAAACAGCGCGUUUCCUUUUCGCAUUCGCUUAAAUUACAGAAGUGAUUUUUGUUCGUGUGUGCAACUAGUGCUGUUUUUGGGGAAACGCGCCUUAAAACCACGAAAAUAACUCCGACUAGCAGGCAGUGAAAAAAGCUGAAAUCAACUCAAAAAACCAACUCCAAAAAGUUGGCGCUGGUCAAAAAAGAAAAAAACAUCCAGCUACAACAACAACUGGCCACUGGAAACUACAAGUAAAGCAACAACAACCCAGCAAACGGCAUUCUUUCGCGCAACAACAACGACUCCAAAGAGAGAGCAAACACACACACGCAUUUGCGCUCUCUGCGAGUGUGUAUGUGUACGUGUGGUGGUGUGAGUGAAUUUUGAUUAAAACGUUGUGUGCGCUCUCCCUCUCCCACACUCGGCCCCAUCGCCCUCCCCCUCCCCUUCCAGCGACGCUGGAAUGCGGCCCGUUUGCUGUUGACUGCGCAGUCGCAGCGCGCGUUGUGGAAGAGGUCAAAAAACAACAACACUACGCAAACCAAACGAAAAUUUUACUGUUAGGCGUUUAUCGAUAGCCAAAUCGAUAGAUUUGUUUAAAAGUGCAUAGGCAGUGAAUUAACCCAAUAUCCAAACUACACCUUGAAAACUCAAUUUUUGUGGAUUACGCGAAACAACAAUGCCGACAACUGCAGCGGCUUAAGGUGAGAAACAGCUAGAAACGUAUUUCGAACGCGCGCGCUGUAUACGGAAAAUGAUGCAGCAUGCGAGCAUUUUGCACCGUCAGCGCGCCUUUGGAAGUAUGCGCGUCCUCAGCCGAGCAACUAUCACCAGGCUCGCGAUUCCUGGCCCUGAGGCUCCUGGGGCAGCAGCAGCCGAAAACCCUGUACUUCCUAGUCGAUGCCAAGAGUCGGGUUCGCGAGGUCUACACGCAGACAUGUCUGCACUUUGCCACGCAAGGGAUGCUGGACACCGAGCUCUUCGGUCUGGCUGUGCUCAUAGAUGGCGAGUACAUGUUCGCAGAUCCCGAGAGCAAGCUCUCCAAAUACGGCCCGAAGAGCUGGCGAUCCUCGCACACCCACGGCCUGGAUGCCAAUGGACGACCGCUCCUGGAGCUACACUUCCGCGUGCAGUUCUACAUCGAGAGUCCGUUCAUGCUGAAAGAUGAGACCUCCCGCCACAACUACUACCUGCAGCUGCGCCACAACAUCCUGCAGCGUGAGCUGCCGCGGGAGCAGGCGGAGCAGGCGCUCGUCUUCCUGUCCGGCCUGGCCCUCCAGGCGGACCUGGGCGACGCUCCUCCUGGAUCGGGAUCGGGAUCGGGUGCGGGCACUGGCCACUCCAAGGAGGACUCGGGCGAGGAGGCGGCGGCAUCCCCAUCGCCAUCGCCAGCCGGAGGAGCAAGGGGACUGAGUGCCACCACCACGCUGCCGAAGAUCAGCAAGCGGGCCAACGAGCGGAUGCUGCGGCUCUCCACCUACGUGGCCUCCACCUCGAAGCGGGACUCCGUCCCUCUUCCGCUGCCGCCGAGCCUGCCUUCGAGCGGGGCGGACUACUUCCGGAUGGAGGAGUACCUGCCCGGCGGACUGCACACCGCGUGGGCGAGGAGUGCGAUGCGCGCCUGCCACCGGGAGCACCUGGGCAUGGCCGCCGCCGAGGCGGAGCUGCUGUACAUCCAGCAGGCGUGCAGCCUGCACGAGACCAUCAACGCGCACACCUACCGCAUGCGGCUGGCCAAGAGCGAGCAGGGAUCGGGCAGCGCCUGGUUCGUGGUCUACGCCAAGGGCAUCAAGAUCCUGGGAGGAGCGGCAGGAGGCGGUUGCGAGGGCAGCGAGGCGGCAGAGGCCACCACCUUCCUCUGGCCGAACAUCACGAAGCUCUCGUUCGAGCGGAAGAAGUUCGAGAUCCGCUCGGGGGAGAGCCGGAUCACGCUGUACGCGGCCUCCGACGAGAAGAACAAGCUGCUGCUGACCCUCUGCAAGGACACCCACCAGUGGAGCAUGAAGCUGGCCGCCCGCCUCAAGGAGGUCUCCAAGCGCGAGGAGGAGGAGGCCGCCGAGUCGCAGCGCCUCCACGCCAGCUACGCCUGCUCCCGGAGCCUCCUGCUGCCCUACAAGAGCAAGAACGAGCAGCGCAUCUCGGUGAUCUCGAGCACCAGCUCGAACACCACCUCCGGGAUCGUGAGCGACCGCGUCCACUCCGAGGACGAGCUGGAGAUCAUGAUCAACACCCCGCCCGCGCCCCUCGCCGCCCCCUCCACCGAGAGCCUGGCGCUGGCCCACCUCCUGGACAGGCCCAGUGUGAGCAGGCAGACCUCCAGCGUGGGCCAGAUGUCGCUGAAGGACCUGGAGGAGCAGCUGGCCGCCUUGAGCGUGCGGACGCCGCCGGACGCCACCUCCAGCGGGGUGGCCACUUCGAUGGCGAUGGCGCUGGCCACCUCCUCCUCCGCCCAGCGGAGCUCCUCCAUUGGCGCCGCCAACAACGACUCCUCGACGGCGACGGACUCGCCCAGUUCGCAGCACAACAUCGGCUCCCAGUGCUCCUCCACCUGCAGCACCGUGGUGGUCACCUCGCCAGCGGCCAGCGGAGCGGGAUCCUCCCCCGCAGUGGGAGCGCCCGUUCCGGUGCACUCCACCUCCUCCAGUCUGGAGCUGGGCUUUAGUCACACCGCCCAGAACUCCGCCCUGAGCGAGGCCAGUCCCGAGGACUUCCUGUCCACCUCCGCGAGGGACGUGGAGACGGAGAGCGUGUCCGGGGCCUCGGGGGUGUACACUCUGGCCCACGGAGCGCCGCCCACGGAGACCUCCGGGGUGUACACCAUGCACAGCAGCGAGCUCACCGGCCAGUCCUCGGAGCUGGCCGAGUCGGAGAAGAGCUCCCACUACGGGCUCUUCCAGCCGCAGAAGCUGCAGGAGGAGGACCACGUGACCCGGACCAACUCCGUGGAUGGAAAGAAGACGGAGGAGUUCCGCCUGCGCUCCGACUCCAAUGUGAGCACGAGCAGCUCCUUCCGCGGCGACGGCAGCGACCCCACGGACAACAAGCACUCGCUGCUCUCCGCCGAGGAGCUGACCAACCUGAUCGUGGGCAGGGGCACCUACCCCAGCCGCAAGACGGUCUCCAGCAGCCUGCACUCGGACUGCGACUACGUGACGCUGCCAAUGGGUGGUGAGAGUGGAGGAGCGGAGGAGGACCACCACCAGGAGCAGGAGCUGCCGCCAGCUCCUCCACCGCCGUACAGCGCCAGGCACGAGAAGACGGGACUCUGCGGACCACCGAUCCAAGCCAAGUCAGUAGUGCCCAAACCUGUGGCAGUGGUGGCUCCCAAGCCGGACUCGCCGCCCUGCAGUCCGCCGGUGGCACCACUUGCACCACUUCCCGCCCCGCCUGCCGCCCUGCGGAGGAGGGAUCCGCCGCCGUACUCCAGCGCCAGCAAGCCGCGACCCACCUCCCUGAUAUCCGUAAGCUCCUCGGCCAACCCCGCAUUGCCACCCAGUGCCGCCGGCUCGAUGAGCUCCCUGAAGUCCGAGGAGGUGACGGCCCGCUUCAUCACCACGCGGCCGCAGAUCAGCAUCCUGAAGGCGCACACCAGCCUGCUCCCGGACGGAGCCAAGCCGAGCUACGCGGCCCCGCACCACUGCUCCUCGGUGGCCUCCUCGAACGGAUCUGUGUGCAGCAGCCACCAGCUGAGCCAGAUGAGCCAGCUGAGCCAGCAGUCGCUGCACAACUCCAACUACGCCGGCGGCUCGCAGGCCUCGCUGCACCACCACAGCCACCACCAGCACCACCUGCCGGCGGCGGCGCACCACCGCCACUCGGGGUCGGCGGCCAUCGGGAUCCCAAUAGUUCCUUACGGCCUGCACAAGAGCACCGCCUCGCUGCACCACCAGCAGUCCUGCGUGCUCCUUCCGGUGAUCAAGCCGCGCCAGUUCCUGCCCCCGCCGCCGCCCAGCCUGCCCCGCCAGCCGCCUCCUCCGCCGCCGCCCAGCCACCAGAACCACCAUCCCCAUCCCCACUUGGCCGGGCACCUCUACGGACGGGAGCUGGCCCGCAAGCAGCUGGAGCUGUACCAGCAGCAGCUGUACAGCGACGUCGACUACGUCAUCUACCCCAUCCAGGAUCCGGCGGUCAGCCAGCAGGAGUACCUGGACGCCAAGCAGGGCUCCCUCCUGGCGGCCAUGGCCCAGGCGGCCCCGCCCCCUCCCCACCACCCGUACCUGGCCAUGCAGGUCUCGCCGGCGAUCUACCGGAGCACGCCCUACCUCCCGCUGGCCUUGUCCACCCACUCGCGGUACGCCUCCACCCAGAACCUGUCCGACACCUACGUCCAGCUGCCGGGAGCGAGCUACUCGCCGCUCUACUCGCCCUCGAUGGCCAGCCUCUGCUCCUCCUACGAGCCGCCCCCGCCGCCGCCCCUGCACCCCGCGGCUCUGGCCAGUGGCUCCUCCGCCGCCGCCGCCUCCUCGAUGUUCGCGCGAUCGCGAUCAGACGACAACAUUCUGAACUCGCUCGACUCGCUGCCCAAGGGGAAGCGCCUGCCGCCGCCUCCUCCGCCGCCCUACGUCAACCGGCGACUGAAGAAGCCGCCCAUGCCGGCGCCCAGUGAAAAGCCGCCUCCAAUUCCCUCGAAGCCCAGUCCCAGCAUGAUGAGCCUGCUGCCGCCGCGGAAACCACCCACGCUGAAUCCGCACCACGCCAACUCGCCGCUGACCAAGACCUCCAGCGGCGCCCAGUGGGCGGGCGAGCGACCCAGGCCCGAUCUCGGGCUGGGAAUGGGCCGGGGCAACAACAGCAUCCUGGCGCAGCUGCAGGCCUCGAUGGCCGCCGAGUCGCAGGCCCAGGCCCAAGCCCAGGCCCUGGACAUCGCGCUGCUCCGGGAGAAGAGCAAGCACCUGGACCUGCCGCUCAUCUCGGCGCUCUGCAACGACCGCUCGCUGCUGAAGCAGACCAAGGUGAUGGUCAACCCGAAGACGGGCCAGGAGAUCCCGAUGCCCGCCGUCGGUAGUUCGCCGCCGUCGGGAGCCACCACGAACGGUGGCUCCCACUCCUCGGGGGGCGGAACCCUGAGCAAGAUGCGCUCCUCCAAGGGCUCCACCGUGAGCCACCGCCACCCGCAGGACAAGCUGCCGCCGCUGCCCGUCCAGCAGCUGGCGGAGGCCAACAACUACGUGAUCGACCCCGCGGUCAUGAUGAAGCAGCAUCACCAGCAGCAGCACCACAAGACCAGCUAAACGGACCCGGAAGCGGAACCAGAAACGGAAACGGAAACGGAAGUGGACCAAGGGGUCCAAGACGACACUCUUCUCUCUAGUUCGAUGCCGCUCGAAGUGCUGAGGUAUUUGUGUGCUCGCUGGCGAGAGGUGUCCUGCGUCCGGAAAUUUGCAUAGAUCGAAGAAGUGUGUAGAGAGUUUUCCAUUUUCGAUCACAGUGUUUCGGAAGGUAGGGAUUCGCUGGGCAGGAGGGGUGAACAGAACCCACAGGGAAAGACCAGUUAAGAGAGCAGCAGUGAGUGAGAGCCUGACAGGAACUAACCAACCAACUAACCAACUUGCAUUUAGCCAACAAAGCCAGAUUUUCAAAGAACUUAGACUAAAACAGAAGAACGAACAGUGAACCAACUGAACAGCACCGAGUCAAAAGCUAGACUAACAAAGCAACCAGUAAGCCAGUAAACCAAGAAACCACUACAGAACCAGGACGAGAGCCACUAACCUCAGACACGCAUUGAAUCAAUCAGAACCCAGUCUAGUCACUUAGGGAAUCGGUAACGUAGCCACAGCACAAGCCACAACGACCACCAUCGGAACCACCAUCGGAAAUAGAGAAAUAGAGAGAGAGAAAGCGAAUAGGACGAGGCAGGACGAAGCAGGACGAACGAACAGAAUCGGGAAGGAACAAUACUCAAGUAUAAUAUACGAGCACUACUUAAUUAACCAACUACUUCGUAGGACCUUAGUCUUAGCUGCAAAUACUUAGUUAGGCCAGAAACGCGAAUACUUAACACUAACUAACUACUUCCGCCCAAACAACUGUGAUUGAUUUUAUUUAAACUUACGCUAAAUUUACAACUACCUUAGUCAGCAGGAACAACGCAACCACAUACGACAAAGUAUGCAAGCUAUGCAAAUUUUUAGUACGUAGCGAUCGCCCUCACACGAAACACACACAUACUCAACUCACAACGAAUCGGGCCAGCGAACGUAUCGGGCGAGGAUCGUUCGUUCGAAUCGGUAAUGAAGCGG
Molecule: messenger RNA, 6499 nt
Organism: Drosophila ficusphila
Lineage: Eukaryota; Metazoa; Arthropoda; Insecta; Diptera; Drosophilidae
Gene: ex
Product: protein expanded
Exons: 6
Coding region: 1022-5488 (1488 amino acids)
Biological process (GO): positive regulation of hippo signaling
Cellular component (GO): cytoplasmic side of apical plasma membrane; cytoskeleton
Source: RefSeq, a predicted model, not a curated record